Messenger RNA from Dromiciops gliroides (monito del monte), 5261 nucleotides. RefSeq names its product lymphocyte antigen 75 (gene LY75). Gene Ontology annotation, molecular function: signaling receptor activity. The transcript is spliced from 35 exons. The record is from RefSeq and is a predicted model, not a curated record. The coding region runs from base 1 to 5175 and encodes 1724 amino acids. NCBI's taxonomy places the organism in Eukaryota, Metazoa, Chordata, Mammalia, Microbiotheria, Microbiotheriidae.
AUGGGGACGUACCUGGCGAUCCCACCUAGGGACCACCCUCACCUCUCUUGGUUGUUCUUCCUGGUCAUAUGGUGCUUAGCGGAAUUGGUGUCCCCUGGCUUCACAGAUAAUGGUCCAUUUACCAUCCGCCAUGAAAACAGUGGCAAAUGCCUUAAAACUGCGAGUGGUUGGGUAUUGGCAGUGGACUGCAAGGAGACCAAUGAUAUGCAGUGGAAGUGGGUAUCACAGCAUCGCCUCUUCCAUGUGGAGUCCCAGAUGUGCCUUGGAAUAGACAUUGCCAAACCUAAAGAUUCCUUGAAAAUGUUCAGCUGUGACUCAAAUGCCAUGUUAUGGUGGAAAUGUGAGUAUGGUUCUUUGUACAGUGCUUCACAGUACAGACUGACUUUGAAGGAUGGAAAAGUGACAGCAAAUGUAAAUUCUUCUGAUACUUGGAAGAAAGGAGACUCUGAUGAACACCUCUGUGACCAGCCUUACCAUGAGAUAUAUACCCGGGAUGGGAACUCUUAUGGGAGGCCUUGUGAGUUUCCUUUCUUACAUGAUGGUGUCUGGCAUCAUGAAUGUAUUUCUGAUGGAAAUCAUACAGGGACAUGGUGUGCUACAACCUUAAAUUAUCCAUAUGACCAGAAGUGGGGAAUUUGCUUAAAACCAGAGAAUGGCUGUGAAGAUAAUUGGGAAAAGAACGAGCAAUUCGGAAGCUGCUACCAGCUUAAUACCCAGGCAGCUCUUACAUGGAAGGAAGCAUUUGUUUCGUGUCAAAAUCAAGGAGCAGACUUAGUAAGCAUCUCCAGUGCUGCUGAAUUAAUUCAUCUUAAAGAUAAAGAGGGGAUUCCAAACAUGUUCUGGAUUGGUUUGAAUCAACUAGAUUCUUCAAAAGGUUGGGAAUGGUCUGAUCACACUCCAUUAUAUUUUCUCAACUGGAAUCCAGAAAUUCCCAGUUCACCUACAAUAGGUGGCUCAAGUUGUGUAAUAAUGAAUGCUGACUCAGGCCAGUGGCACAGUUUUCCGUGUGAAGCUCAGUUCCCCUAUGUCUGCAAGAAGCGACUGAAUGAAACAUCGAAGUCAUCAGAUGUUUGGACAUAUUUAGAGACCCACUGUGAUCCAGGCUGGCUGCCAAACAAUGGAUUUUGCUAUCUGCUGGUAAAUGAAAGUGAUUCCUGGGAUGAGGCAAAUGCAGAAUGCAUAUCCAACUCCAGUAACCUAAUCAGCAUGCAUUCUUUAGCAGAUGUGGAGUUAGUUGUCAGAAAGCUCCAUGGAGGAGAAACCAAAGAAGAAAUAUGGACAGGUCUUAAGAAUAAUGGUACACCAGCUUUAUUUAAAUGGUCAGAUGACACUGAAGUGACUCUUACUUACUGGGACCAAAAUGAGCCAAAUAUUCCCUACAAUAAAACUCCUAACUGUGUUUGCUAUUCAGGAAAGUUAGGUCACUGGAGAGUCCAGUCCUGUGAAAAGAAACUCAAGUAUGUGUGCAAGAAAACAGGAAAGACAAUCAAUGAAACAAAAUUGGAUAAGGACUGUCCUCAAGAAGAGGGCUGGGAGAGGCAUGGAGAAGCUUGUUACAAGAUAUAUAAUGAUGAAGUCCCCUUCGGAACUCUCUGCAAUCUGACAAUAACUAGCAGAUUUGAGCAAGAAUUCUUAAACAGCAUGAUUAAAAAGUACAGUAAAGGUAGAGGAAAAUCCUUUUGGACUGGUUUGAGAGAUGAAGAUUCACGAGGAGAGUAUAAAUGGGCAGAUAUAGGUGGGACCAGGCCAGUUGUAACCUAUGUAAACUGGAAUUCUCUUGAGCCAGCUUCGCCGGGUGGAUGUGUGGCUUUUGCAAGUGGAAAAUCACUCGGAAAAUGGGAGGUCAAGGAUUGUAAAAGCUUCAGAGCACUUUCUAUUUGCAAGAAAAGAAUUGGGCCCCCAGAGCAUGAGGAAGCAGUUCCUAAACCCGAUGAUCCCUGUCCCAGUGGAUGGCACAGUUUACCAACAGGGCUUUCCUGCUAUAAGCUGUUUCACCAAGAGAGAGUUGUAAGAAAAAGAACUUGGGAAGAAGCUGAAAGAUUCUGUCAGGCGCUUGGAGCACAUCUUCCUAGUUUCAACCAGAUGGAUGAGAUGAAGGAAUUUCUUAAUUUUCUAAAGAGCCAGCUGAGUGACCAGCGUUGGAUAUGGGUAGGAUUAAAUAAAAGGAGUCCAGAUUCUCAAGGAUCUUGGCAAUGGAGUGAUGAUACACCGGUCUCUACUGUGGUCAUAUCAGAUGAGUUUCAGGAAGAUUAUGACAUUAGAGAUUGUGCUGCUUUCAAAGUCAGCCAAAUGCAUUGGAGAAGACGUUGGCAUUUUUAUGAAUACAGGGAUUUGAUUAUUUACUUAAGACCUUUUGCUUGUGAUAUAGAACUUGAAUGGGCAUGCCAGAUACCAAAAGGAUACACUCCAAAGACACCAGAGUGGUUCAACCCUGAUCAGGCUGGAAUUCACGGACCUCCAGUUGUUGUUGAAGGCAGUGAAUAUUGGUUUGUUCCUGAUACUCACUUGAACUAUGAUGAAGCAGCCUUGUAUUGUGCAAGUAAUCAAAGCUCCCUUGCUUCUCUGAAGUCACUCACAGCACUAAAUGCCCUCCGAGACAAAAUUGCAAAUCUAUCUAGUGAUCAACAGAAGUGGUGGAUUAAAACUCUUGAUCACAUAAGAAAUUAUCAUGAUAUGAGCUUUCAUGCAUGGCAUCGUUUUCCUAUGAUUUAUGAAAAGGAGUGCUGGUACAUCUCUUCCAAGAAUUGGUUUAGAGACUUACACAAGCCCGCUGACUGCAGAAUCAAACUUCCUUUCAUAUGUGAAAAAAAUAACAUAUCUUCAUUAGAGAAAUAUACUCCACAAUCGGCAUCUAAAGUCCAGUGUUCUGGGGAUUGGAUUUCAUUUAAGGACAAGUGUUUUCUGAAGAUUAAACCAAAACUUCGUACAUUUUUGGAAGCCCAGGGAGAUUGUCGUACCUAUGGUGGUACCCUUCCUUCAGUCCUGAGUCAGAGUGAACAAGACUUCAUGACAUAUUUACUUCCUGAUUUGGGAACUAAUGUUUGGAUUGGUCUGUUCAGAAGUACUACAACAAAGAUGAGCAAAUGGACUGAUAACAACAAGCUGUUAUAUAGUAACUUCCACCCAUUAUUGCAGGGACGGGAGCAAAGGAUACCAUUGGAUUUUUUUGAUGAAGACUCAAACAACCAUUGUGCUGUGAUGCUCAACCUUCAGAAUUCAACUUUAACUGGGACAUGGAAUUUAACUUCCUGUAAAGAAGAACACAAUUUAUCUUUAUGUCAAAAAUAUUCAGAAAUUCAAGACAGUCCUGUGUUGCAGAAUGCCUCUAGAAUUGUAAAGUAUCAAGGUUAUUCCUACAAAAUAAUCCAGAAAGACAUGAGGUGGAAUGAGGCCCUGACUGAGUGCCAAAAGGAGUCCAUGCAGUUAGUGAGCAUCACAGAUCCAUAUCAACAAGCUUUCCUUACUGUGCAAACUGUUCUUAAUAAUUCUUCGUUGUGGAUUGGACUCUCAAGCCAAGAUGAUGAACUCAACUAUGGUUGGUCAGAUGGAAAACAUUUCAGUUUUAGCCGCUGGUCUGAAAAUAGUGCACAACUUGAAGACUGUGUAAUUUUGGACACUGAUGGUUUCUGGAAAGCUUCUGGCUGUAGAAGCAUCCAAUCAGGUGCUAUCUGUUAUAACUCGGGAAACAAGACAGAAAAGGAGGUGAAGAAAGUUAACCCUGUUAAAUGCCCAUCCACUGUUCUCAAUACACCUUGGAUACCAUUUCAGAAUAGUUGCUACAAUUUCAUGAUUGCCAAAAAUAGGUUCUUAGCAGUAACAAGAGAUGAAGUACAACUUCAGUGUCAGAAGCUAAAUCCAAAGGCACACGCUCUGAGUAUUCGAGAGGAGAGAGAGAAUGACUUUGUUCGUGAACAGCUUCUCUACUUCAAUUAUAUGGCUUCAUGGGUAUUGUUGGGUAUAACUUAUGAUGAUGAUUCUUUAAAGUGGUCUGACAAGACUGCCUUGUCCUAUACCAACUGGAAAAGAGGAAGACCAACUAUAAAAAACAAGAAAUUUUAUGCUGGUUUGAAUACCGAUGGCUUCUGGGAUGUCUACCUUUAUAAUAAUGUCGAAGAAGCUCUUUAUUUUCACCAACACAGCAUUCUUGCUUGUAAAAUUGAAAUGGUUGAAUACAAGGAAGAAUACAACCGUACCCUGCCAAAAUUAAUUCCAUAUGAAGAUUCUAUAUAUAAUGUUAUUCAAAAAAAAUUCACAUGGUAUGAAGCAUUGAGAGAAUGUUCCCAAAAUGGGGGCUCUUUAACAAGUGUGCAUGACAAAAAUGAUCAGCUCUUUUUGGAGGAUCUUGCAAAACGCGAUGGAUUUCCAUUAUGGACGGGACUGUCAAGUCACGAUGGAAAUGACUCAACUUUUGAAUGGUCUGAUGGAAGCACAUUUGACUAUAUUCCAUGGAAGGAACAAAACUCCACAGGAAAUUGUGUUGUUUUGGAUGCUAAAGGAAUUUGGAGGCAUGAAAAAUGCAACUCUGUUAUGGACGGUGCUAUUUGUUACAAACCUAAAAACGCUAAAAUACAGCCUCUUCAAAAACACUCAUCAAGGUGUCCAUCACCCAAAGGGACCCCAUGGAUUCCAUUUGGAGAUUCCUGUUAUACAUUCAACAAGUCAUUGCACAAUUUAUCCGAGGCCACACAGUUGUGUCCAGAACUUGAUAGUGCAGCAACUAUUGUUACCAUAAAAAAUGAAGAUGAGAAUAAGUUUGUGAGCAGAAUGAUAAGAGAACAUAAUUAUGUCACAAUGAGAGUUUGGCUUGGAUUAUCUCAACACUCUAAUGAUGAGUCUUGGAGCUGGUUGGAUGGUUCAGUAGCAGAGUAUGUCAAAUGGGGAAAUGAAAGUAUGAAUAUUGGUGGAAAGUGUAGCAUCUUGCUGGCCUCAAGUGAAACAUGGACUAAAGUUAAAUGUGACCAAGGCCACGGAAGAGUUGUUUGCAAAGUCCCUAUGGGAACAAACUACAGAGGAGUGGCUAUCGCAAUUGCGUUUAUGACUUUCUUAGUUCUAGUUUGUGUACUGAUUUGGUGCCUCUACCAAAAGAAACGUUUUCAGUGGGCUGGCUUCUCUUUGGUGCGCUUUGACCAUGGGGCGAAUGAAGAUGAGAUUGUGCUUCCAUCAUUCCAUGACUGAAUUAUUCUAGAAGCUUGAUGAUUUGCCAUUUGUUAAAGAGAAGUAGAUUUUCAAAUAUAUUGCAAGGAAUGUGGUGCCUAUUUCAC